GAACCCAAUUAAUCUUAGUUUAAUCUCACCGCACAUCUCUCACGUGUAACCGACUGGUUGGUCAGCCUCCUCUCUUGACCAACUUAUAUAUAAUAUUAUAAAUCUCUUAUUUGCUUUGAAUUCAUACAACCUACAAUUGUCAAGCACCUCAGCUCUUCCUUCAUAGCUUUUCAUCAAUGGCAACCUCCUCCUCCUCAUCCUCCCUUGCUGCAAAAAGGUUGGAAGGCAAGGUUGCAUUGAUAACAGGUGGAUCAAGAGGCAUCGGCGAGUGCACUGCUCGGCUCUUCGCAAAACAUGGUGCAAAGGUCAUAAUCGCCGACAUCGAGGAUCAGCUCGGCACCUCUGUCUGCAAUGACAUCGGCCCUGACACUGCCUGCUUCAUCCACUGUGAUGUUACUGUCGAAGAUGAUAUCAAGAAUGCCGUUGACCUUGCUGUGUCUAAGUAUGGCAAGCUCGACAUCAUGUUCAACAACGCCGGCCUCAUCAACAAGGCAAGGCCAUUGGUAGACAGCGAGAAGUCUGAAUUCGAUAAAGUUAUGAGUGUUAUAGUGACAGGCGCAUACUUAGGAACAAAACAUGCGGCGCAAGUCAUGAUCCCUGCAAAAUCAGGGAGCAUCAUUGCCACGGCGAGUGUGGCAUCAGUGAUCGGCGGGACCGGGACACAUGCGUACACCGCCGCGAAGCAUGCACUCGUGGGGUUAACUAAGAGUGCUGCUGUGGAGCUCGGACAGUUUGGUGUGAGAGUGAAUUGUGUUUCUCCCUAUGCGGUGGCAACCAAGCUCUUGGCUGGAUUUACCGAGUUUGAUCAGCUUGAAGAGGAUGGGUUUGAAAAGUUGAUGAGUUUGCAUGCUAAUCUCAAAGGGCCUGUGUUGAAGGCCGAGGAUGUGGCACAUGCUGUGCUUUACUUGGCGAGUGAUGAGGCUAAGUAUGUGAGUGGACAUAACCUUCUUGUGGAUGGUGGUUUCACCAUUGUUAAUCCUUCUCUGCUUGCGCUUGACCCUGCUGCUUUGCCUAAGUGAUGUUGUUGAUUGAGGAUGGCAUGGAAACAUUGGUCUUUAGCAUAUAUAUGAUCAUAUGAAUAAAAGGAAAACAUUUUUGUUUUAAUGUAUUUGUUGGUCUUUCAAGUUUGUUGUUUUUAAUGGAAUAAUAAAUUUUCGGUGGGUUUAGCCACUGAAUUUGUUGAUAAGGUUUUUUAGUGAAUUGGUUCUCUAGACCUUAAUGGGUAAACACUGUUGUAAAGGAUUUGUUAGGCACUCGUCAAUUGUAAAAUGUAUGUUAAAAUUAUGAGUAAACAAGUUUUCUUAAAGCAGCCAAAUCAUUCCUGUUUU
Dioscorea cayenensis subsp. rotundata (Guinea yam) is the source of this 1328-nucleotide messenger RNA. RefSeq names its product secoisolariciresinol dehydrogenase-like. Bases 177 to 1019 code for a protein of 280 amino acids. The transcript has 2 exons. Gene Ontology annotation, molecular function: oxidoreductase activity, acting on the CH-OH group of donors, NAD or NADP as acceptor. The record is from RefSeq and is a predicted model, not a curated record. Lineage: Eukaryota; Viridiplantae; Streptophyta; Magnoliopsida; Dioscoreales; Dioscoreaceae.